AUGGCGUUCUUGUUCGGAGGAGGCGACUACGGCGACCCUCAGGCGGCCAAGGAGGCGCUGGAGGAGCUGGUGAAGGAACGAGAAAGCCUUCAGAAUGAGGCAAAAGAGCUCGAACAGGGUCUCGCGCGUGUUCGUGAAGGUUUGUUUCCAAGCCCACUAGUGAUCUCAGGUCCCCCGAGCGUAGGCAAGGCGACACUCAUCUCGAUGAUCCUCCGGGAGUUCCAGUCGGAGUUCAGCGUUCCCAUAGCGCACACGUCGAGGACGCCGAACGAGGACGAGUGCGAUGGCGAAGACUACAUCUUCAUCUCGCGCGAAGAGAUGCAGGAUGGAAUCAAGAAGGGAAUGUUCCUGGAAGUCGCGGAGAUCGAUGGAGACUUGUACGGCACUGCCAUGCAGGUGAUUUGGUGCAUGUUUCCUGGUUUGUUCACACCUGACCUCUUUGUCAAAUCAAAAGAUUGUUAA
Molecule: messenger RNA, 462 nt
Organism: Guillardia theta CCMP2712
Lineage: Eukaryota; Cryptophyceae; Pyrenomonadales; Geminigeraceae
Exons: 8
Coding region: 1-462 (153 amino acids)
Cellular component (GO): cytosol
Molecular function (GO): GMP kinase activity
Source: RefSeq, a predicted model, not a curated record